Molecule: messenger RNA, 1452 nt
Organism: Colossoma macropomum (tambaqui)
Lineage: Eukaryota; Metazoa; Chordata; Actinopteri; Characiformes; Serrasalmidae
Gene: med30
Product: mediator complex subunit 30
Exons: 5
Coding region: 216-731 (171 amino acids)
Biological process (GO): positive regulation of DNA-templated transcription
Cellular component (GO): mediator complex
Molecular function (GO): transcription coregulator activity
Source: RefSeq, a predicted model, not a curated record
CCAGAGAGCGGAGAAGAGGAAUGAUAUGACAUCUUGUAAACAACACAGACAGAAGUAGCUAACGUGGAGUUAAAGCUCAUGACUACACAUGUCCAUUCUAACAUGCUCGUUCAGCUCUAUCACAUGUCCAUAAUCUCAGGUUGGCUCUGUCUUAGGUAUGCCACUGUGUGACGCUGAGUAGCCACCUGCCACCGUGCCCCCUCCCCUCUGUCCCCAUGACAACCCCUCCGCUUGCCCAGUUCCCUGGGCAACAGGCACAAGCCGCGCGGGAUGUGAACACGGCGUCGCUGUGUCGUAUUGGGCAGGAAACCGUGCAGGACAUAGUCCUAAGAACCAUGGAGAUCUUUCAGCUACUUAGAAACAUGCAGCUGCCAAAUGGGGUCACCUACCACCCUAAUACUCAUCAGGACCGGCUGGGCAAGCUACAGGAGCACUUGCGCAUGCUGUCUGUACUUUUCCGCAAACUGCGCCUUGUCUAUGACAAAUGCAACGAGAACUGCGCUGGUCUUGACCCUGUACCUCCCGAGCAACUCAUCCCCUAUGUAGAGGAUGACAGUUCAAAACUAGAUGACCGUGGAGCCAGUCAGAUGCGUUCAGCCAGUGAGGAGAGAAGAGAAGUACUUGAGGUCAACAAGAAACUCAAACAGAAGAACCAACAGCUGAAGCAGAUAAUGGACCAGCUCAGAAACCUCAUCUGGGAGAUUAACUCCAUGCUGGCUGUGAGGAGCUAAGACACACACACAAGGCCAUUUGCAGAGCACUCUUGUAUAUGCAAGACAGACUAUUGUCUACACAAGCUGCAUUAAUGAGAUGUCUGUUUUCACUGACCAUGAAGCAGAAAGACAGAAGAGACAGGAGAGGGGUGCUGAGGUGAAAAAUUGAGAAAGGGAAGGAGGAAGGAGAGAAGACUGAGAGAAAGGGGGUAAAUUUUGCUGCUCGUUCAUGCUACAUGGUUGAGAAAGCAUUCAGUUUAGCUGCCUCGGAUUCAAUUUUCAGCUUGAAAAUUGGAAAGGCAGAGUGCUUUUCUUUUAUUUUCUGUGAUGAAUUUGUGUCUAAAUUGUAUUCCAAAUAUUUGUAAGUCAUAAUGUAUCUGUUCUUCAGAGUAAGUUAAAUAUUUCUUAACUUAUAGUUUAAAAAAUGUAGCACGAAUGUGUAUUGCAUUUUGCAGAUGAGUAUUAUUUUAUUUUAAUAUGCUUGUCCAUUACAAAGCUUAUGUCAUGUCAUGUCAGAAACUAUGUUUGGCAGCUAUGUAUUACAUAACUGAAAGAUGCUAUAUAUACCUUCCAGUGCUUUUAAUGUAACAGUUUUCAUAUUUAUAGCCGUGGUAUUGCGUGAGUAGGUUGUCAUUUCAAGGUGAGGCAUCUUUGUUUUUGGGAUUGGUGUUUGUUAUUUCAUUCUUCAGUAAGAAUGAAAUAAAACAAUGUCAAGGUUUGACAUACCAUGCAUACACAA